AUGACAGAAAUGGAAAUCGACAUGAGCCUGUUCACAAGUGGCGAAGAACAACAUACAAAAUCAAACUGUGUAAAUGACGAGCAAGAAUUUAUAGAUAAAUCAAGAGAUGUUUAUCAAAGAACUACUUGGGAUAAAUUACAUAUGUCAAUUGUAUACUUAUUAUGCAAAGUCAAUGGUAUUAAUAUUGGAACUGUAAAAAAAGAAUUACUUAAACAAAAUAUUUUAAGAGGUCAAAAUUUGUUUUGUAAUUUUAUUAUCCAAGCACAACUAACUUCAUGUUCCAACGAUACACAUGUUUAUGCAACUUUGGUUGCUGUCAUAAACCUUGUAUUUCCAGAGAUAGGAGAAUUAGUCUUAAACAGGAUUAUUAUGAAAUUCAAAUGUGCCUUUUUUCAAUAUGAAGAAACUGAUGCUUUAGCAUCUGCGGUGUUCAUUGGACAUUUGAUUAAUCAUAAUGUUGCUGAUGAAAAGUUAGCUGUAGAACUAUUAACUCUUCUUUUAAAAGAACCGUCUAUUUUUUCUAUUGAAAUAGCUAUUGCAUUUUUGGAAAUAUGUAGUAAAAGAGUUAGUGAAGUCUUUAAAAUGUAUUUGAAUAAUAUAUUUGAUACAAUUCAUAGCUUAUUGGAUGAUGAACAACUUGAUGAAGAGGUUUGCAAUGUUUUAAGUUUGAGACUAUCAGUAUUAUAUGAAAAUGGAUUCAAGUUUAAACAUCUUGAUUUACUACCAACUAAUGACUGUCAAAUCACUCAUUUUUCAACUUUUGACUCGAUUGUAGAUGAUACAUUAAUUAAAAUAGAGUACGAAUAUGAUCCGGAAUUUGAAACAAAUGAAAAACUUUAUAAAAUGUUGGUAUCACAAUUCCAAGAAGAUGAUGAUGAAGAAGAUGAUGAUGAAGAAGAUGAUGAUGAAGAAGAAAAUGGAUUUGAAUCUGUAAAUAAGUUUUAUAAUCAAUAUGAUGGUGAAAAAAAAUUGAUUGGAAUGAUAAAAUAUAUUAAUGAUAUAGGAAAAGACAUAAAUAUGAUAUCUUUAAGAAAUAUAUGUCUAAGAGAAGUUAUAAACUUAAUUGUAGACACGCCAAUGGAUUAUAAAAAAUAUUUAAAGGAAUUUAUUUUACCUGAUCAAGAAAUGGAAUUUUGUUUUAUGAUUUUGGACUGUUGCUGUGAACGUAGAACAUAUAAAGAUAAUUUUGGACUUCUAGCUAAAAAAUACAAGUUAUUUUUUGAUUUAAUGGAAAUUAUGUUUAUUCACUGCUUUGUAACAAGCUACAAUUUUGAUAUACAAAAAUCAUACAAUACUGCCAAAUUUUUUGCUCAUAUAAUUAAAAUUGGUUUAAUACCAUACAAGUUCAUAUCAAUAAUUGAAGAUAAAUCAAAUUGUCCUAACGAAGAUUAUGCUAAAAUUUUGCAUCAAGAAAUACAUAAAACACUUUAUCAUAACAACUGUAAGUAA
Rhopalosiphum padi (bird cherry-oat aphid) is the source of this 1449-nucleotide messenger RNA. Its product is annotated as pre-mRNA-splicing factor CWC22 homolog. The transcript has 9 exons. Lineage: Eukaryota; Metazoa; Arthropoda; Insecta; Hemiptera; Aphididae. Gene Ontology annotation, molecular function: protein binding; RNA binding. Gene Ontology annotation, biological process: mRNA splicing, via spliceosome. The coding region runs from base 1 to 1449 and encodes 482 amino acids. Gene Ontology annotation, cellular component: catalytic step 2 spliceosome. The record is from RefSeq and is a predicted model, not a curated record.